Brassica oleracea var. oleracea is the source of this 2231-nucleotide messenger RNA. RefSeq lists its product as uncharacterized. Lineage: Eukaryota; Viridiplantae; Streptophyta; Magnoliopsida; Brassicales; Brassicaceae. The transcript has a single exon. The coding region runs from base 31 to 2124 and encodes 697 amino acids. The record is from RefSeq and is a predicted model, not a curated record.
UCCCAAACAUUCAGACCACCCAAGAAAAUCAUGAACUCGACUCUAGUCUUCUUCUCGUUCUUCCUCAUCUCUCUCUUCUGCUUAUCAGCUUUAGCUGAGACCUCUCAAGCUUCUGAUGGCUCCACCAUCUUGUUCACGACGAUGGGUAGCUCCACUUUCGAGUUCGACAUCUUCACCCUCCCCACCAGCCGUCGUCCUCCAUCUCCUUCCGAUGAGCACCGUCUCACCGACGGAAAAUCAAUCAACUUUAACGGCCACUUAGCGUCUCCUUCCCCGGCGCUAAUCUCCCUUCUUCCCAAUACAUCCGGGGUCCAACCACAAGACAAGACUCUUCUCCAUCUCAUCUACGUCACCGAGAGAGACGGCGCGCCUACCUUACACUACGACGUCGUUCACAGCGAUAAUAAAGGAACCAACGUUCAAGUCCCGUUACUGUCAGAGCAACAGAGUGGCAUGAGUGUAAACUCGAUGAAAGACACUCCUGUCUUAACCAACGAGCAUCUUGUCUACGUGUCGACUCACGAGAACUCCGGUAAGCCCAUGGCGAGUUGGGCCGCAGUCUACUCCACCGAGUUAAGAACUAAAGCGACUCAGCGUCUAACGCCUCCCGGAAUCGCUGAUUUCUCUCCGGCCGUGUCUCCGUCGGGGAAGUGGACCGCCGUGGCUUCCUACGGGGAGAAAGGUUGGAGUAUUGUGUCGAAGGAGCUUAGCACGGACAUCUACGUUUUCCUGACUGGAGACGGGACUCAGCGAGUCAAGGUGGUCGAGCUUGGAGGAUGGCCGAGAUGGACCGACGAGUCGACUCUUUAUUUCCACCGCAAAAGCGACGACGGUUGGAUCAGCGUGUACCGUGCGGUUUUACCCAAAACCGGACCGGUUUCAACCAAAACCGUAACGGUUACCCGAGUCACACCUUCUGGCAUUCACGCGUUCACACCAGCCACGUCACCAAACAACAACGACUUCAUCGCUGUUGCGACGAGGAGGCCCGAAUCGGAGAUCCGCCACGUGGAGCUUUUCGAUUUAAAGAAAAACGAGUUCGUCGAGCUGACUCGUCUCGUGUCUCCGAAGAGUCACCACUUCAACCCGUUUCUUUCCCCUGACUCGUCCCGAGUCGGGUACCAUAGCUGCAGAGGCGACAGAACGAAUCCUCACAAUCUCCUCCAGAGGCUCAAAACCACUCCGGAGGAUCUAUCUCUCUUCAGAUUCGACGGCGCGUUCCCGUCUCUCUCCCCCGAAGGCGAUCGUUUCGCGUUCGUCACGUUCACGGGAGUUUUCGUAGUGAACCAAGACGGUUCCGGUCUACGCCAGAUUCUCCCGCAGGUUGGAUUCGGAACGGUUUGGGAUCCGGUUCAACGCGGGAUCGUGUACACAAGCUCAGAUCCCAGUCUUAAUUUCACAGCUCCCGGCUUAGUAGGGACACAUAAAAUCAAUAUCCUCGCCGUUAACGUCGACGCACGAAACCCUUCAUCCGCCGUUAAAAAACUAACGACUGGCGGCCAAAACAACGCCUUCCCGUGGCCAUCACCCGACGGUAAACGCAUCGUGUUCCGGUCUGACCGCUCCGGUACGAAAAACCUUUACAUUAUGGACGCGGAGAAAGGUGAAGCCGGUGGUUUGUUCAGACUAACCAACGGUAACUGGAACGAUACGAUAGCCACUUGGUCUCCAGACAAUAACUGGAUCGUGUUCGCAUCGAACCGGGAAUAUAUUGGUACGCUGUUGAUGGAUUUGUAUGUGGUUCACCCGGACGGGACCGGUUUAAGGAAGGUGGCGCAAAACUUGACCGGUGGAGUUUCCAUGCAUCCCAUGUUUAGUCCAGAUAGUAAAAGAAUCGUGUUCACUACUACUUACGCUGGUAUCUCAGCAGAGCCUAUUGGUAAUCCGAAGUUUAACGUCGCGAGUAGUGAGAUUUUUACUGUGAAUUUGGAUGGUUCUGAUUUCAUGAGGCUCACGCACAACUCGGUUGAAGAUGGACCGCCUCUGUGGUUUCCGAAGAUCAAAGCUACUGGUGAUGUAGCAUGGCCCAAGAGGUUUGGGGCUAGCUGCGCUUUUGAAGAUUUCAAGUCGCAGAAUACGACCGUGAAAAUGAAUAAGCGGUCAUUGAUGUGUCCCUCACAAUAGUUUGUUAUUUAAUAACUUACUGUUUGAGUUGAUAACUUUGUUAUAGUGAUAUCUUAUAAAUGUAUUGGAAAUGAAUAAGGAAUAAUAUAGUAUUGUACUUUAAAUUU